This is a messenger RNA of Penicillium brevicompactum, 1473 nucleotides long. RefSeq lists its product as uncharacterized. The coding region runs from base 1 to 1473 and encodes 490 amino acids. The transcript has 2 exons. The record is from RefSeq and is a predicted model, not a curated record. Lineage: Eukaryota; Fungi; Ascomycota; Eurotiomycetes; Eurotiales; Aspergillaceae.
AUGUCCCAACGCCAGAAGGUAUUGGAUACUGAGAGUACCACUGCAAAGUUCCUCUAUGCAAUAAUCAAGCAGACAGACUUAAAAUCAGUCAGUUCCAUCUCUAGUGAUCUGAUGGUCAAGAUCGAUUGGAACCGAGUUGCCUCCGAUCUCCUGAUCUCCAACGGUCAUGCUGCUCGCAUGCGUUAUUCUCGAUUUCGACAGCAAAUGGAAGGCACAGCCGCACCAAGGGCAAAACGAAAGUCCAAAAAGGCCAAGGUUGUGGAUCCUCCAAUGGAGACGCAAAACAUGUUCCCCAUGAACCAACCUGGGAUGGUGCCUACAAUGAUGCCUACGAUGCCUUCGACCGAUUCAUCCUCCCAGAGCAAUCCCUUCAUUAAGUCCGAGCCAGGCACGCAAAGCAGCUCGAUGCCGAACCAACUACACUAUGGCUCCCAAACAAUGCCAGAAGCUACCAUGAACCGGCAGCAAUAUUACCCUCAAGAUUACGCUUCGAUGCAAUUCCAACAGGCAAUCAGCAUGCAGCAUGGAGCUUCGCAAUCUAACGAGAAUGCGCCAGAUUCUUCCAUGAAUGGCUGGCCCGCUGAGACCAUGCCCACGAGCUAUCCCUAUGGCAUGCAUGCAAACUUUGGAGUCCAAGAUCUCGGGAUGCAAGCUCCUUACCAGAGAUUGCCUUCGAGUUUCACAUGGGGACAACAGCCUUCUCACAUGGGAGACCCGGUCAUAAAAUCCGAGGAGAUGCAACAAAAUACUUCGCCUAUGAACUGGGAGCCAUUCCGAUCUGUACCGCCACAUGUUGCAACCACAGCACCUGAGCCUCAACACCAAAGUAUCUCUAGUAGCUCUGCCAUAUACCCGCUUCAAUCUGUGCCACAAGAUGUCCCUGCCACAAUGAGGGAAAACCACAAUCAGAACACUGCUGCUCUCAGUUGGGAACCACAACUCAUGUCUCGCCAAACAUCUCCGGUCAUCAAGAAUGAUGAGCAGCAGGAAGCCCAUCUGAAUCUCUUUUGGCCGGAUGCACUAUCAAUCCCGCAGGAUAAUCCAGUUCCGCGGAAUGAGGAGCAGCAAACAAGGGAAACAAUCACCAAUUGGACUUCAAUGCCUCCUUCGCAACAAUUCUCAACACCACCCAACGAGGAUAUAUUGCGGAGUUUCCCGGGCGAUACCAAAGUGCCUCUGCCUCCUUCGCCACAAGCAUCAUCUCCUGCAAAAUCCGAGACGGAGAAUCUUGACAAAGCUUUGGUUCUCUGGCGACCAACCGCCCAGUAUCCAAGCCCAUCUCCCUCAGGUACGCCCGCCACUGACUUGAGUAACCCGCGAGCCACUGAUCCGUUGGCAGUGUGCCAUACAGACCCUACUACUCAAAACAGCAUUCUUGUCAUCAAUAUUGAUGAAAAUGUGCCCCCCAGGGAGGACAUAGCCAUACCACCUAUGGGGAGCCAGAGUGUUGUCGUUGAGCUUGAUGUAAGCUAG